GAACCUAUUUAUCCAUUGUAUUUUAGUAAUCGAAUUUACAGACUGCGAGUUCCGGAGGAGAAAAUGAAAGUCUUCGCAGAGGCUCUCCAAAGGGGAGAAGCCGAUGGCAAAUAUGACAUUCUUCGUAUAACGCGACGAUCAGAAGAUUUCAUUGAUGUGAUGGUUAAACCAUCAAGUCUUAAAGACCUCAAAAAACUCAUUCAGGAGUACAAAGUCCAGGCCUAUAUCACUAAUCACGAUGUUGAAAGGUCAAUCAGAGUUUUUAGCAGAGCAAAUGAACGAGCAACUGCCAGGAAUCGAGUUCGUCGUUCAAUAAAUGCACUUCCAACGCAUAUGGCUUAUUUGCAAUUUCAUGAAAUAUCACAGAACUCUUCUCUUCCUAUUGUUUGGAUCGAUGCAGGCAUACAUGCUCGAGAGUGGAUUGCUCCUGCAACUGCCCUCUACCUCAUUGAUAAGCUUCUCUCAAAGGAUGGCUAUGAAUUACUCAGCAAAUAUCAAUUCUACAUAGCUCCUAACGUCAAUCCUGAUGGCUAUGUUUUCAGUCAUACAACGAACCGAUUUUGGAGAAAGAAUCGCAAUAGGACAGAGUAUGAGAAUUGUCCCGGUGUUGAUCUUAAUCGUAAUUUUCCUUAUAAGUGGGGACUUUCUGGAUCAUCAGGUAAUUCCUGCAGUGAAAUUUACCGAGGCAGCAGUGCAGCAGACCAAGCGGAAACGCGGAGUAUAAUUAGAAAACUUGCAGCAAUUGCACCACAAACCAAGCUCUUUCUUACUCUCCACUCAUACGGCCAGUUGGUUUUGAUACCUUUCGGCUACCUACCAGCCCAGCGACCUGACAAUUAUAAUGAGUUGGUAAGAUUUAAGAUAGACGGGGAGCUGGUGGGAGGGGUGGGAGCAGAGACAGUGACAGUGUACAAUUAUAGCCUAGUAACUCCCAACUCGAAGAAAAAACAAUAUGUCAGGAAACGAGCCUCAAUUAAAGUUAUUUUUAAACUCUGGAAGAAUCACAAUACCGUCUAUUCAUCGGGAACAGCUGCUGAUAUUUUGUAUUCGGCUGCAGGUGGCUCAGAUGAUUUCGCUCGAGGAGCCUUGAAUAUUCCUUAUGCUUACACAAUAGAAUUACCGGAUCUCGGAAGCUAUAACUUCUUACUGCCACCAUCCUUUAUCAUUCCAGUGGGCAAUCAAAUCUGGGAUGCCUUGAAAACUUUUACUGAACAUAUAAAGUAA
This is a messenger RNA of Rodentolepis nana, 1224 nucleotides long. NCBI's taxonomy places the organism in Eukaryota, Metazoa, Platyhelminthes, Cestoda, Cyclophyllidea, Hymenolepididae. The record is from the annotation of a GenBank genome assembly.